CCUCGGGCUGGGCCCAGCUGGAGGCCUUCAGCACAGCUCAGGCAAACUCUCCCCCAACAGCCAGGGCACUGAGGCCCCUGGGUGCUGGUUUCGGAUCAUGAAACGUCUGUUCACGGACCACAGGAGAGAGCAGUCAACGCCAGAUGGGACCACCCUCAGUUUUGCCAGCCCCGACUCCACCGAUGAAAGCCUGGAAGUGAGCUGGCCAGGGAACCUAAAGAAGGAGUCACCUCCGAGGCCGGGGCCUGCUUUUGCCUUCGAGGACGACCUCUUCUUCGCCUCCAGGGCCCGAGGGCUGCUGAGCUGGAGCAGCUCCCCGACCUCCGAGACCUCCUCCGAGUACCAGUCCUACUCCCAGUACCAGUCCUGCUUCGCCCGCGUGUGCGACCCCGAGGACGCCGCCCAGCAGAGCGUCUGCGCCUUGUACACCCACGUGCAGACCGUGCAGGGCGUGGCGGUGGCCUGGGAGACCGAGGCGGGCUUCGAGCCCAUCAGCAGAAAGCCCCGCAUCCGCGAAGUCGAGUUCGUCAAGCGGCAGAGGAAGAAAGGCUCCUCCUUCGAGAUGGCUUCCAACACCGACCUGCACUGGGACCUGGAAGCCUGCAAGAGCAACUGCUGCCCCGAGCCCGACGACACGGAGCUGCUGGGGCCGCUAGACUGCCGUCUCCAGGAGCUGCGGGCCACCCCGGACUGGCUGGUCACCACGAGCUACGGGCUGCGCUGCGUGGCCUGCUGCCGCAUCUUCCCCACGCUGCAAGCCCUGCUGGAGCACGCCCAGUACGGCAUCCAGCAGGGCUUCAGCUGCCAGAUCUUUUUCGAGGAGAUGCUGGAGAGAAGGCGGGCUCAGGGUCGAGUCCACGACCAACCUCUGGAGGAGGAGGAGAACCAUUCGGACAGCUGUGACUCAUCCAGGACCCAAAGCAAGGGGCUCGAGUCACAGCAGCAGCAGCAGCCCUGA
This is a messenger RNA of Choloepus didactylus (southern two-toed sloth), 958 nucleotides long. RefSeq names its product family with sequence similarity 170 member B (gene FAM170B). Bases 98 to 958 code for a protein of 286 amino acids. NCBI's taxonomy places the organism in Eukaryota, Metazoa, Chordata, Mammalia, Pilosa, Megalonychidae. The record is from RefSeq and is a predicted model, not a curated record. The transcript has 2 exons. Gene Ontology annotation, cellular component: acrosomal vesicle. Gene Ontology annotation, biological process: fertilization.